GAUCACUUGGCAAUAAUUUGAGGGCGGCUUCAUCUGGUGAUCAACGAAGAAAGAAUAUACAGCGAUACGGGUUCGAUUUGAUUUUUUUGCGAUGCUACAGUAAUCUGCGAAGGAAAUAACUUAUUUAAGCUUCAAGGCGUUACAGCGUUCUCGGUGGAGUGUUUGCCAGUUUCAAACAAGAUGAAGCAAGUACCAGAGUUUCACGAAGACUUCUACAUACCCAUUCCUUUAGAUGUCCACAACCUCUCAGGUUACAGCCCUUUUUUGGUCCCCCAGGACCACCUGGGAAACCAAGGUGUAUUCAUGGCCAUGGCUGUCUUCAUGUUCUUUAUUUUCAUCGGAGGGACUUUGAUCAACAUCCUUACCAUUGUUUGCACAAUUCAGUUCAAGAAACUCAGAUCUCACCUUAACUAUAUUCUUGUAAACCUUGCCAUUUCCAACCUGUUUGUGGCAGUUUUUGGUUCCCCGUUAUUGUUCUACUCCUUCUUUAAUAGGUACUUUAUCUUCGGGCCCACAGCAUGUAAAGUUGAGGGCUUCCUUGCAACACUUGGAGGAAUGGUGAGUUUGUGGUCUCUUGCUGUAGUGGCAUUUGAAAGGUGGCUGGUCAUUUGCAAACCCCUUGGGAACUUUACCUUCAAAACCCCUCAUGCCAUAGCUGGCUGCAUACUUCCUUGGAUUAGUGCAUUGGCAGCUUCACUCCCUCCACUGUUUGGCUGGAGCCGGUACAUACCUGAAGGUUUGCAGUGCUCCUGUGGACCUGACUGGUAUACCACUAACAACAAAUACAACAACGAAUCCUACGUCAUGUUUUUGUUCUGCUUCUGCUUUGCGGUUCCUUUUGGCACCAUCAUCUUCUGUUAUGGUCAACUACUUAUUACACUCAAAUUAGCAGCCAAAGCUCAAGCAGAUUCAGCUUCCACCCAGAAGGCAGAGAGGGAGGUGACAAAGAUGGUGGUGGUGAUGGUGUUCGGCUUCUUGUUAUGCUGGGCACCAUAUGCUAUCUUUUCUGUCUGGAUAGUUUCCCACCGUGGUGAAACUUUUGAUCUGAGAAUGGCAACCAUACCAUCCUGCCUUUCUAAAGCCUCUGUAGUGUAUAAUCCUGUCAUCUACAUCUUAAUGAACAAACAGUUCCGUUCCUGUAUGAUGAAGAUGGUCUGUGGCAAAAAUAUUGAGGAAGAUGAGGCCUCUACUUCAUCUCAGGUCACCCAGGUCUCCUCUGUUGCACCAGAGAAAUAAACCCAUUUUUAAUGUAACCUCCUCCUGUGGAAAGAACCACUUUGGCAGUGAAAAACAAUUUUACAGUGAUUGUAAAUAAUAAACAUAGACACAAUAGGAAUUUUUGUAACUUGGUCUUGGCUUGCUGAACCAGUAGAAUUAGUAGAAAUUCAUUAUUAUCAUUAAAAAUGUACAAUAAAUGCAAAGAAAGAAAGAAUUGUGUUGUUAAAUGUAGCAGUUGAAGAGUAUAUAUAUUUAAUAUAUAGUUUAUAUAUUAAAUAUGUUACAUUGGUCUUAUUUCUUCCUGUUUCAAACAGACCACACCAUUUUACCACAGCUAAAACAUGAAAACAGAGAAGUAUCUCAUAUGUCUGGUUGUAAUCAAGUCUGUAGCCCUUCAGUUAUGAUUAAUGGAGUAGCACAUCCAAAGAUGGUCUGAAAAAUAAAGUUAGACAGAGUUUUAUCCAGUAUGCAAAAGUGCUUUGCACUGAAUUGCUGCACUAAUAUUUAAUCAUUUUUAAUUAUUGCACUGAUAAGCAAUAAUGAGAAUGUAUGUACAGUGGACUUCAAUGUGUCUUUAGAUUUUAAGAAAAAAUGUCAUUGCUCAGGUCUUUGAUUUGUGUAUGCAUGCUUACUCACCUUAACUUCUGGUACUUC
Molecule: messenger RNA, 1872 nt
Organism: Sinocyclocheilus grahami
Lineage: Eukaryota; Metazoa; Chordata; Actinopteri; Cypriniformes; Cyprinidae
Gene: opn1sw2
Product: opsin 1 (cone pigments), short-wave-sensitive 2
Exons: 5
Coding region: 181-1236 (351 amino acids)
Biological process (GO): G protein-coupled receptor signaling pathway; visual perception; phototransduction
Cellular component (GO): membrane
Molecular function (GO): G protein-coupled receptor activity
Source: RefSeq, a predicted model, not a curated record